AUGGAGAUUCUCAAGAGUAAUCCUGGAUCAACAGCAAGAAUUGAUGUGAAGCCUAUCCCUCAGUCCCUUCCUGUCUUUGAUAAGAUAUAUAUCUGCUUCGAGGGCUGCAAGCAAGGCUUCAAGAGUGGAUGUAGGCCUUUCAUCCAUCUAGAUGGGGCCUUUCUUAAGACAUACCAUGGAUGCCAGUUACUGUCAGCAGUGGCACAGGAUGCCAACAAUCAGUUCUACGUUGUGGCAUUUGCUGUUGCAAGAUCUGAGACGAAGGAGUCAUGGAAAUGGUUCUUGACACUACUUCAGGAAGACCUGGGUGAUGCCUCCCAAUUCAGUUGGAACUUUAUGUCUGACCAGCAAAAGGGCCUGCUACUAGCAUUAAAAGAGGUAAUGCCCAGGGCGCAUCAUAGAAACUGCGUAAUGCAUAUAUGGAAGAACUUUAUUAAUCGGUUCAAAGACAUGUACAUUAGAGACAUUGUGUGGGAGUGUGCUAGGUGUACAACUGAACCAGAAUUCAAGGAGAAAAUGGAUAGGCUGAAGGGGGUUAACAAUGCGGCAUGGGAAUAUUUGAUGAAAUUUGAACCUACCACCUGGGUUAAAGCCUAUUUUAGUCAUGGACCCAAGGUGGAUAACCUGACUAAUAAUAUGUGUGAAGUGUUCAAUGCAAAGGUAGUAAAAUACAGAGUAAAACCUGUUUUGACAAUGUGUGAGGAGAUUAGGUGCUACUUAAUGAGAAGGAUGACCAAGCACAUUAGAUUGUUAGAACAUCAUAGUGGUAAGUUAGCACCAGUUCAAGAGAAAAGGUUGCAGAUGAAGAUAAAACCAAGCAGUAGGUGGAUAGCUGAGUGGGUGGGGGACAAUGAAAGAAAGAGGUUUGAGGUAACCAGAAAGAAGACGAAAGUGAAUGUGGAUCUAAUCAAGCACACCUGUUCAUGCAACACAUGGCAAUUGACUGGCAUGCCGUGCAUACAUGCUAUUGCUGCUAUCAGAAAGAGGCAUGACCAGGUUCAGGAUUACCUGAGGCCUGCCCUGCCACCUAUCAAACGGUCUAUUGGGCAGCCAAAGGUGCACAACCGCAACAAGGACCCUGCUGAGGCUCAUAUUCAAGGAGAAAAGAUGAAAAGAAGCUUCCAGGUUACAUGUAGCAAGUGCAACGAGAAAGGGCAUAAUUAUAAAACUUGUAAAGGAGCUCCAAGCAACCCCAACUGGAAACCAAAGAAGAAAAAACCCAAGAAGACAGUUGACAACUCACAAGCUAUGGUGCUGUUUCCCCUUUCACAAUCAGCCCCUCAACCAGAGGAUCAAAAUCAAUCACAGGGUGAAACAUUGGGUGAACCUAGUGCUGGGGAGGCAGCUGAGUCUGCACCAGUUCCUACACCAUUUAUGGCCCAAUCUUCAGCUCCAGCACAAACUCCAUUCAGACCUCCAUCCCAACUGCCAAGAAUGGACCAACCAGACUCCAAUGCUGCUGCACAUACUUUCAGACCCAAGCAACCAAUUGUUCGACCACCAACAAGUGUAAAUCCACCACCAAAUCCAACACCACACACACAAAAAACUCCAACUAGCAGGGGACCCUCGAAGGAGACCAUGAAAGCGGCUACCAGUGCCACAAAGAGAAUUCUCAAGCCUCAGAAGAAGUGA
Molecule: messenger RNA, 1635 nt
Organism: Arachis duranensis
Lineage: Eukaryota; Viridiplantae; Streptophyta; Magnoliopsida; Fabales; Fabaceae
Exons: 5
Coding region: 1-1635 (544 amino acids)
Biological process (GO): DNA transposition
Molecular function (GO): transposase activity; DNA binding; zinc ion binding
Source: RefSeq, a predicted model, not a curated record